CUUCUCAAUGGCCAAUGAGAACGUCCUUCAUCCGGGCCAUGUUUAACAUACGGCUUCGGUUGAUAUCUGGAAAAUCCUCCUUUACCCUCAUUGCUGAAGUUAUACAGCGUUAAUGACUGAGGAUAAACUGCUCAAGCUGAUACCAAGUGGUAGGAGGUUCUCCUAACUUUUCAGCUCGCUUUUUGUGGAGACUGAAGUGUUGUCAAGAGUGUCAUGACUACUGACUGCCGACUAGAUAUCCACCCACCGGUAGCCGGGUUUGUUUACAGGUAGUGGUGUGAAGACUCUGGCGUGUUGCCAGUCAGACGACUUAGUUAAGGCAAACAGAUAACGCUAAGUUAUCUGUUUGAAAGUAAAGCUUAGUGAACACAGCUCAGGUAAAAGCUGCCGUUAGGAACCAAAACAGUGUGGUUUUACUGUUUCGCUGCGGGUGGGCUAACAGUAGAGUUAGCUGUUCAAAUUAGUAGAUGUCACUGUUUACCUUAUGAAAGCAGCAUUUUUAAUAUGUGGUUACAGUUUUACGUUACAUAGGUGAUCAAAUUUUCAGAAGGAUAGCUUGGUAGCAGAAGCCAAACUGCCACUAUGAGGAUUUUAAGGACUUUAAUGAACAGCGCUUCUAUCGGGAAGCUGGUUGACCAGUAUUCCCGAUUCUCUCCGUCGCCUCUUUCGAUGAAACAGUUUCUGGAUUUCGGUUCAGAAAAUGCGUGUGAGAAAACGUCGUUUAUGUUCCUGAGGCAGGAACUGCCAGUCAGACUGGCAAACAUUAUGAAAGAGAUUAACUUGUUACCUGAUAACCUGCUGAGGACGCCUUCGGUGCGCUUAGUGCAAAGCUGGUACAUUCAAAGCCUCCAAGAUAUCCUUGAGUUCAAGGAAAGAGAUGCCAGCGAUGAAAAAGUGAUAUUUGAUUUCACAGAUGCUGUGGUAAAGAUCCGCAACAGACAUAAUGAUGUGGUUCCCACCAUGGCUCAGGGAGUGGUUGAGUACAAGGAUACCUACGGCACUGACCCAAUAACUAGCCAAAAUAUGCAGUACUUCCUGGACCGCUUCUAUAUGAGCAGAAUCUCCAUCAGAAUGCUCCUCAACCAGCACACCCUGUUGUUUGGAGGACGAGUGCGGGUGAAUCCAGCUCAUCCUAAGCAGAUAGGCAGUAUUGAUCCUCACUGUCAUGUUACUGAUGUGGUUAAAGAUGCAUAUGAAAAUGCUAGAACAUUAUGUGACCGAUACUACAUGAAUUCACCAGAAUUAAACCUGGAAGAAUUCAAUGUCAAAGAACCUACUAAACCCAUAACUGUGGUUUAUGUGCCAUCCCAUUUGUAUCACAUGGUAUUUGAAUUAUUCAAGAAUGCCAUGCGAGCCACAAUGGAGCUGUGUGGAGAUGCUAUGGAGUAUCCUCCGAUUUGUGUUCGGAUCACCCUGGGCAAUGAAGACCUUACUGUAAAGGCUGGUUAUGGCUAUGGUCUUCCCAUCUCCAGACUUUAUGCUAGGUACUUUCAGGGGGAUCUGAAGCUCUACUCACUUGAGGGCUAUGGCACAGAUGCAGUUAUAUACAUCAGAGCACUUUCUACAGAGUCGAUCGAAAGGCUCCCAGUAUAUAACAAGUCAGCAUGGAAACAUUACAAGACAAUCCAUGAGGCAGAUGACUGGUGCGUGCCAAGCAAAGAGCCCAAAGACAUGACCACCUUCCGCAGUAUUUAGAGCUCUGUACUUCAGGCAUCAUCCAUGGUCUAGAAAUCACCACCCCUGGGUCUCGGCAUCAAGACACAGCAGAGACAAGGGCUUCAUCAAAUGGGAACAUUUUUAUUGCAGUGUAGUGGAUAAUUGUGUAUUAGGAUGCUUUGUAGAUAUUAUGACCAGUCUUUGCACUACUGGGAAAAAAAGUUUUGUUUGCAGUUGCAUUGUAAAUUAGCUUGAGUGAUCCAUUAAUUUUCUAGUGCCAUGCAUCCGAUAGAUAUACAACAUGUCUUAGUUUAAAUGCCUUUCAGGUAUGUAUUGGUGUUACAGGUCGAGCAGUAUUAUGUACUGCUCCAUGAUGCUUUCUAAACAAAGGUAUUACUUUAUAAAAUUAAUUAUUUAUUUUAGUUUUGGAAAAACAUUUUCGGAAUUGUUUACAACAAUGCAUGUAUCACGUUACUCCGAAUUCUGGAAGGUGUUAUCCUUGAAACCAAACACUAAUAGGUCAUCAGGCUAAUGCUGAAAGGAUCAACUGACUCUUAUGUAACAUAGACCGAGUGGUCUGUGGUGUUAAUUGUCACUGUUCAGCUAAUUAUGUGAACUGUCUUAGUUUUUCUUAACACACAUUGGAACUUUCUGCAAAAGUGUUUCAUCUCCAGAUCAUUUCUCAUGUGUAUUAAAGACUUAUUCUCAGUUUUAAUGCUUAUGCGUUAAUCUGAAAUACAACCAAAUUUUCAUUGCAUCACAUUCCAUUAUGGGCUAAGUGUUUAUAUUGUGGGUUUAUUUUUCUCCUCAGCUUUGAGAGCGGAGUGUGCAAUGAUAAUGGUAAUGUACAGAGUUGAAAUGGAUGUUUUUAACUCUCUGAUACUUUGUAUAGCCAAGGGUCAUAUUACCCUGCUGCUUUGUAUUGAAAACCUUUUAACAGGAGCAUGAGUGUGAGCUGUGCUUCCAUUCACCAUGAUUAUUUAUAUUAAAUGUAAAACUGUUAAAUUAUAGGGCAGAUCAAGUGUACAGUUGUUUGAUACCCAUUUUGAUGUUGCAACAAAAUAAAGGGGGAGGGGAGUACCCCAACUGGUCAAUAG
Colossoma macropomum (tambaqui) is the source of this 2753-nucleotide messenger RNA. RefSeq names its product pyruvate dehydrogenase kinase, isozyme 1 (gene pdk1). Gene Ontology annotation, biological process: protein phosphorylation; regulation of glucose metabolic process. Gene Ontology annotation, cellular component: mitochondrion. The transcript has 10 exons. Gene Ontology annotation, molecular function: pyruvate dehydrogenase (acetyl-transferring) kinase activity. The record is from RefSeq and is a predicted model, not a curated record. NCBI's taxonomy places the organism in Eukaryota, Metazoa, Chordata, Actinopteri, Characiformes, Serrasalmidae. The coding region runs from base 583 to 1695 and encodes 370 amino acids.